Oncorhynchus tshawytscha (Chinook salmon) is the source of this 2210-nucleotide messenger RNA. RefSeq lists its product as uncharacterized. Lineage: Eukaryota; Metazoa; Chordata; Actinopteri; Salmoniformes; Salmonidae. The record is from RefSeq and is a predicted model, not a curated record. The coding region runs from base 243 to 1808 and encodes 521 amino acids. Gene Ontology annotation, cellular component: nucleus. The transcript is spliced from 3 exons.
AGUACUUUCUUUGUGUCGUGACAAGGCGCUGGCGUAAACAGUGACCAAUAACGUUUUCACAGUUAAGAGUUUUACUUUAGACGUUUAUUAACAACCUGGAACUCAAAAUAUGAAUAAUUUAACAGUAUAACAUAAUAUACAUACCCCAUGUAGUGAUUAAUGUAGUGAUUUCGCGUUUGAGACGGGACUUGCUUGAUAGAUGUUAUCUCGGUAACGCUAGCUAGCUAGCUGCGUAGCUAACAAUGGAUAACUGUAUGGUUUUUCACACUCAAAUAGCCUCCAUCAUGGAGGUGCUAGCGAAUGCAGCCGUGGCAGAGAUCUGUAAAGUCGUAGACGACGACUAUGCAGUGUUUCGUUUGGAAAUAACUCAAAGCCAGAAAGAGAACAGGGCAUUGCGGAGGAAACUACAGCUACUGGAAUUGAAGGUGUCACGCGAGCGCGUCCUCGCCAGUCCAAGAAGCAUCAAGAUCUUCGACCGAUACAGAGGAAUGGCAAGAGGUGAAGGAAAUCUCACUGGAGGCCACAGGAGCUUUGUUAAGCCAGCGGGACACAAUAAAUGGAGAGAUGACCAACCAAUCACUGUUGAUGAGGGGAAUGGAAUCUCAACCCAGCACAUUAUCAUGAUAGAGUCUGCAGAUGCAGAGGCUCCAGGUCCUGAAAGAUCAUCGCUGGUCAAGCAGGAGAAGUCUGAAGGAGAGGAGGACCCACAACUCAGCAGAGACAUCCAGACUGGAGCAGCGGCUGUAGUGGCACCCCCUGUAGCCACGGAGGACCUUGCCCCCCAGCCCAGGACCCGAUGCAACAUCACGGAGGUCAGUGGAACGCCGAACGCCGUCCUCAAGUCAGAGACGGACACCGAGAAUUUAACUUUAACACAAAGGCUUUUACACACAGGAUCUGACCACAGAUCAGACCCAGAGAGACUGGGGCUGGGGCCACUGGGCUGUCGUCCUGCUUCCAGCUCAGAGUCUUUACUUUACGGUAACCCAAGCCUGAGGACGGUUCAUUCCCAUCCGGACUCAGGAGACGCAUUAGAGACUGGCAAUGAUCGGUCUUAUUACACUACAGAGAUGGACCCUGGCAACAUAUCCUUGGGAUUAGAGAUACAAACUGAUCUGUCUAGAGGGGACUGGUACAGUAGUAGUGUAUACUCAGAAGGGGGCCUAGAUAAAAAAGGGGAGGGUCUGGUCGUAGAUGAAGUGACUGUGAAAGUGGAAGGCGACGUUCCUCCCACAUGGAAUGCAGAUAGUCAACUAGGAGACGGACACUCACAGGGCAGAGGUUUCUUAGAUUACAGGGAAAGCUUAGAGACAAAUCCAAAUGUCGUGACCCACUCCCCUUUACACUCGCCCAGGGAUCCCGACCCAGUGUCCACAUCAAUGGGGCCUUCCAAUUCACACGGCCGCGUCCUUUUCAAUCAGGUAUUGAACUCAAACGACAGGGCUAUAUCAGGCAAUAGUAAAGAGAAACAGUUCCUCUGCAUGUUCUGUAACAAAGGCUUCAGCUGCCCCCAGACAGUGGAGAUCCACCAGAGGGUCCACACAAGGGUGAAACCCUUCAGCUGUACCCAGUGUCACAUGCGCUUCACACAGGCUGGUGACCUGAAAAGGCACCACAGGGUCCACACAGGGGAGAAACCCUACAGCUGCCCCCAGUGUCAUAUCCGCUUCACCCAGGCUAGCAGCCUGAAGAGGCACCUGAAGGUCCACACGGGAGAAAGGCCGUUCGCCUGUACGCACUGUGGGAAGAGGUUCUCAGAGAGGAGCUACCUCAGGAUACACCAGCAGAAAAACCAUACCACUAAAUAAAAACCAUUCCUAUUCAUAGCUUAUUUAGUUUAGAUCAAACUCUAUAUUAAAGAUGAAUUGUCAGUGUUGUCAGCAGGAAAUAUCCACAGAUGAAUUUGGAAGAACGAGAGUAACAGAUUUCAUUCAGUGUUGAAUAUUCCUGGGUAGAAUAUUGCAUCCGGACAUUGUGUGAAAAAUAAGGCAUAUAUAAGCCAAAAAGGUCUGUUAUAUAUUGUGUUUGUACUGUGUAGGUUAUUUAAUGUUCACAAAUGCCUAUUUCAUUACUUCCCCCAACGCUGUUAAUUAGAAAAUGUAGGCAGUUUAUCAACUUCAUGCUGAUUUUUUGUUGAGACGUGCUUGUGUGGUUUUCAUAUGGUGUAUUUAAAACUUGUUUAUAUUUAGUAAACACAAAAUGGAACUUUU